UACAAUUCCGACAACCAUACGAGCCUAUCGCCACCGUCACUUCUCCGCAGGCUAUGCUUCCUUUCCAUUCUCUAUCUGUCACUCCUUGUCCUUGUUCUCUCUUUCGACCCCGCACUACAUCGUGAUCUCUGCAAGGAGGAUAUAUAAUCGAUUGCUCCUACAGUUAAAAUCGAAAACGACGCGACGACAAGGAGAAAGGCGGAGAUAUGAAACGAUGCAAAGUGACAAUUACGAAACCUGAUACGACUUUGCCGACGAGAGAAAGGACGAGAGAGCGAUGAAAACAAAAGAAAUCUUUGCCGCCGGUGAGCAUUUGCAGCUGACAUGAAUGGUGAGGGAGGUUGGGGUUGGUGGCUGCAAAGCUACGGUUGUUGGGGAGGUUGGGGUUGGUGGCUGCAAAGCUCGGCCUUCUCCAACUCUCUCUCUCUCUCUCUCUCUUGCAGUCAGCAGAGCAGAGGAACAUUACAAAAGAAGCAAAGCAAAGAAAGACAGCGCAGAACGAAGUGAAGAAAAAGAAAACAAGGAAAACACUGCAAUGGAUUUCGUAUCUCCGUUGGUCCCCUUUCUCCUUUUUCGUUUUAAAGCUGAUCACCAAAUUAAAGCACUCCAACCCCAAUUCGUCCAUCAUUAGGUGUCUCUUCCAAGCAACUCUACAUCCCUACCCUCAUUAACUCUCUCUCCUCUCUGCAACACUGAACCAAAUUCAAGUUUUCACCUACACCUUAUCCCUACUUCUGUGUAAUCCAGAAACAGAAACACAAUUGAAAUUCUUCAUUUCCGCAGCUAUUUCUCUCCACAUUUGUUAAAAUUCUGCUAAAUUAAGUUGUGGGUACUUGAAAUAUAUCGAUUUUCAGCUUGAAUUUAUCGAAUUGGAUUCUGGGUAUCUCAGUUUUUCAGCCAUGCCAGGCUUAGUCUCACCCAAAAGCUCGCUUCUUGGAGCACCUUCGCCGCCUAUUUUCGUACCCGAACCGACCCACAGAACAGAGCACUCCAAUGGCACCAAAACCCCAUCACUUACGACCGCACGGACCAGACCCGCCAUAAAAAGGGCCCCAGAGAAGCUACCCAUCGACGAGACCUCGCUCGACAACCCGGAUCUGGGUCCCUUUUUGCUGAAGCUCGCCCGGGACACUAUCGGGUCCGGUGAGAACCCGAACAAGGCUUUGGACUACGCCAUUCGAGCGUCCAAGUCAUUUGAGCGGUGUUCGGGUCCUGGUCUUGACCUGGCUAUGAGCUUGCACGUCGUGGCGGCAAUAUUUUGUAAUUUGGGCCGGUUUGAGGAGGCGGUGCGGGUCUUGGAACAGUCCAUUGAGGUGUCGGAUCCGGAAAAUGGAGCGGACUAUGCGCUAGCAAAGUUCUCGGGGUACAUGCAGCUGGGUGACACGUAUUCGAUGAUGGGACAGCUUGAGCAGUCUAUUUUAUGUUACGGGUCGGGUUUGAAGAUCCAAAAGGAGACUCUGGGUGAGUCGGAUUCGAGAGUUGCAGAAACUUGCAGGUACCUAGCAGAAGCACAUGUCCAAGUAAUGCAAUUUGAUGAGGCAGAGCACUACUGUAAGAAGACGCUUGAAAUUCGCAGGAAGCAUAACUCACCUGCAUCUGUUGAAGAGGCUGCUGACCGGCGCCUCAUGGCUCUCAUUUAUGAGGCAAAAGGAGAUUCCGAAUCUGCACUUGAGCACCUUGUCCUUGCAAGCAUGAUAAUGAUUGCCAAUGGACAGGACAAUGAGGUUGCCACUAUUGACAUGGGCCUUGGCGAUAUUUACUUGUCUCUUUGCCGCUUUGAUGACGCUGUUUUCUCCUACCAUAAGGCACUUACUGUCUUGAAAUGCAUGAGGGGCGAAAAUCACCCUUCAGUAGCAUCAGUCUUUAUUCGCCUUGCUGACCUGUAUUACAAGACAGGGAAGUUAAGAGAGUCUAAAUCCUACUGUGAGAAUGCUUUGAGGAUAUAUGCAAAACCUUCGCCUGGAAUCACAUCUGAGGAACUUGCUAGCGGUUUGACUGAAAUCGCAGCCAUCUAUGAAGAUGUCAAUGAGCCUGAGGAGGCACUGAAUCUCUUGCAGAAGGCAAUGAAGUCAUUAGAUGAUACACCUGCACAGAGGAGCACUAUCGCAGGAAUAGAAGCACAGAUGGGUGUUAUCUUCUACAUGGUCGGGAGGUAUGGGGAGGCUUGGAGGUCUUUUGAGAGUGCUCUAUCAAAGCUUCGGGCUAGCCGGGAGAGGAAAUCCGCCUACUUUGGUGUUGUGUUGAACCAGAUGGGGUUGGCUAGUGUGCAGUUGUACAAGUUAGAUGAGGCCGCUCAACUUUUUGAAGAAGCAAAGGAGAUACUGGAGCAGGAGUGUGGCCUUUGUCAUCCCGAUACACUUGGAGUAUAUAGCAACCUUGCAGCAACUUAUGAUGCCAUGGGACGAGUAGAAGCUGCAAUUGAGAUAUUAGAGCAUGUCUUAAAGGUGAAGGAAGAGAAGCUUGGUACGGCAAAUCCAGAUUUUGACGACGAGAAGAAAAGGCUAGCUCAUCUCUUGAAAGAAGCAGGAAGGGCUAGGAACAGAAAAGGAAAAUCACUUGAAAAACUCCUCCAUUCCAACUCCCAAAGGACGAAGGAGGAAGGAUCGAAGAGGCAGUCUGGAUUUGGAUACAAAACUUGACCGAGAACACAUCUCUUCCCCGGCUCUUGCUUCCCUUGCUGCAAUUUUUGUAGAUAUCGCUGUGUUAGAAUAGUUAAGCUAUUCAAUUUCCACUUGCUUUUCAGUUGUAUUUCUUUUGCUGAUUCACUUUGUUUCCUGGAUGCUUCUUUAAUUGUGAGUAUUAUUUGUGUCA
This is a messenger RNA of Pyrus x bretschneideri (Chinese white pear), 2811 nucleotides long. Its product is annotated as protein KINESIN LIGHT CHAIN-RELATED 1-like. NCBI's taxonomy places the organism in Eukaryota, Viridiplantae, Streptophyta, Magnoliopsida, Rosales, Rosaceae. The record is from RefSeq and is a predicted model, not a curated record. Gene Ontology annotation, molecular function: protein binding. The transcript has 3 exons. Bases 900 to 2639 code for a protein of 579 amino acids.